GUUUUAGGAAAAAGUAUUCAGAUCAGUUCUCGCAUACUUGGCCGUAACAUGUCUACUGCUGAAAGUGCCGUUAUCCCACUUGUCGAUUACAAAUAUCAUAAACUCGACACAGGCCCUGCGAUGAAUGCUACAAUAACACGUGAACAAGCCCUUAAUUAUUUAAAGUUGAUGCACACCAUACGAAGAUUGGAGACAACGGCAGGUAAUUUAUACAAGGAAAAGGUUAUUCGUGGCUUCUGUCACCUUUACUCUGGCCAGGAGGCGGUUGCUGCUGGAAUCGAAGCGGCUCUCCAACCCGGGGAUGCACUUAUCACAUCCUACCGUUGUCAUGGCUUUGCUUACAGUCGUGGAAACACACCACACUCUAUCCUGGCUGAGUUAUGUGGGAAAACUUCUGGGGUAUCCAAGGCACGAGGGGGUAGCAUGCAUAUUUUUGGAAAAGAUUUUUAUGGUGGAAACGGAAUCGUUGGAGCACAAGUCCCACUCGGCACUGGCAUAUCCUUGGCAUACAAACAUAUGAACAAGCCCAACGUUGUGAUCACUCUUUACGGUGAUGGUGCUGCCAACCAAGGCCAAGUGUUCGAGUCCUUCAAUUUGGCGAAGGUCUUAAAUCUUCCUGUAAUUUACUUAUGCGAAAAUAAUCAAUAUGGUAUGGGAACCUCAGCCAAGCGAUCAAGCGCCAGCACUUUGUACUAUACCCGGGGUGAUUUUAUCCCGGGAUUGUGGGUAAGCUUAAUA
Messenger RNA from Protopolystoma xenopodis, 738 nucleotides. NCBI's taxonomy places the organism in Eukaryota, Metazoa, Platyhelminthes, Monogenea, Polystomatidea, Polystomatidae. The record is from the annotation of a GenBank genome assembly.